AUGUGGUAUGGUUAUGCCUAUUUUUAUAUCUGUUCACUUCAAAAAGACCAAAGACAUUACUGUGUUACAGGGACUGCUUCCGCUAUAGCAUGGAUGUUCGCAGCACUGCCUGUGUUUACUGCUAUUGGGGUACAAUUAUAUCUCAACAUGAACAUUAAACGAUCCAGUCAGUUCCUGACUACUGGUACAAGUGAGGCUGAAGAUCAACUACAUAUCUCAUUCAUUACACCUUGGGACUUGAUCAUAAUAGGUGUCGGCGGAGGUUUGGCUUUUGUUGUUGGUAUACUGGUGUUUCUAACUACUGUAGAUAAAUCAAGAAAUACACCUAAAGUCCGUUUUAGAAAGAUCUCACGAGAUACCGACGAGAUUAGAAUUGUUGAAAAUGAAGAAGAAUUUACGGAUGAGGAGGAAGAAUUCUGAAAGAUUUUUGUGAUGGUUAUAGCUUAGUUCCACAUAUUCUUGUUUGCCUUUUAAAUUGGCAAAAACAAACACGCUUUGCGUCAGUGACUGUGGUUUCUUUUCCUGAAAACAUUUUAUUACAAACUGAGGACAUAGACGAAAACCUUGAAUUUGGUUUAGAUAAAAUUUGAAACAUGAUUAUGCUCUUAAACAACGAAAUUGAUUACUAACUAGAAUCCUAAAUGAUUUCAGUGAUCUUGGUCUACAGUAUUAAUAUUUUAUAUAUCUGGUUAUUUACAUCUGGAUGAAGACCCAUAUUGAAUAACUGACAGUCAAGUGAACGGACAUGUGCUUUUUGAUAAUUGUACGCAAAGUGAUAAAAAGGACCUAGAACAAAUUCAACAAGAAGCCGCUAGAAUAAUUACUGGAACAACUAAGCUCGUAUCAAUCGAUAAACUCAUGAAUGAAAUUGGCUGGGAAUCCCUAGAAAAAAGGAGACACAAACAUAAACUUAUUCUAUUUUUUAAAAUGAAAAACAACCUUACACCACAUUAUCUUUCUGAUCUUGUCCCUCCGUCGAUUGGCAGUGAGCACCGUUACCCUCUCAGGAACGCAGACGACAUACAAUAUAUCCGUACAAAUACAGAAUUUUACUAUAAAUCAUUCUUACCUUCUGUUAUUAGGGAUUUCAACUCUCUUCCACCUCAAACACAAACUGCUACAACGUUAACAUCAUUUAAGCGACUUCUUAAUACUGAUAUGCCAAAAGUACCUGCCCAUUUUCUAUGCGGUGAGCGUAAAUUACAAAUUUUUCACACAAGAUUACGUACUAACUGCAGCUCUCUUUCUGCCGAUUUAUUUGAUAAGAACAUUACCGACUCUCCUUUGUGUGAAUGUGGUGCGAGAGAAAAUGCUUAUCACUACUUUCUUGAAUGCCCUAAAUAUACUAACCUACGACCUGAAUUAAUAAGUACUAUAUCUCAAUUUUGUAAUCCUUCCAUCAAUGUCAUUCUUACUGGUUCCACUACUUUACCUCAUGAUUCUAAUGUAUCAAUCUUUAAAUCAGUUCAAAAAUAUAUCCGAGAUACAAAACGAUUUUAGCGUACUUAAAACCAGAGAUGUCUUAACAUAUUUGACAUUUACUAGAUUAUGCAUCUUAGUUCCUCGUUAUUGUUCCAUCAUUGUUCAUCCAUUUCUUCCUUCCUUUUUCUAAUAUCUUUUUUUCUUUAAAUAUUCAGUGUAUAUACCUAUUGUGCGUAUCUGCUAAUAUACAGCUGUAAGCAUUCAAAUAAGAUAUUAUUUUUCUUCUUCUUACUAAAUUCUAAAACAAAACAAUACUAAGAUAGGUGUUUGUCUAUUUGUACUUUUUUGUGAGUUGCUUUAUUCUUCUUUUUUUUCUCCUUUUAACUGUUUGCUCUUACAUAUGUUACAUUGCUAAAUACUUAACUCUUAACUAUUAUGUGAAUGUCUUUGAUUACUUCAACUAACCGUUGUGUAUGAUAAUGCCAUGAACUUUGUUAUUGUAAAUUAUUAUAACUGGGAGAGGACAUUUAUAAGCUUUAUAGCUUUCUGCCCAAUCCCAAAAUGUACUUUGUAAAUAUUGUUCACUUGUUAACUGUUUUGUUGAAUAAAUAUGUUUAAACCAAGUGAACGGACACAAAAGAGAAACAGAUUCCAAAUAAGCAUUUCAACAACAACAACAAAAAAUGUAUUUAUAUUCACAAAAUAACUUGGAAUUCGAAUCUAAUGUGUUUUAUAUAUUUAUUUUUUUAAAUAUAUGUAGACCCUAUGGUAUGCUCCUAGUUUAUUUUGAAGAAUUUAUUUUGGUAGGAUUGUAUAGAAGCUGUAAGCUUAUAGACACACAAUCCAAUCCGUUCUAGGAAAAGAUCCUAGAUAAUGUUGAUAUAACAUUUGGUCCAACCCUUUGUAUGUACAUUGUAUUUAUGCUUUCGAAAAUUAUUGUCAAGCUGUGUUAAUAUAUCAUGUACAAAUAUACAAUAAAAUAUUAUUAAAUUCAAACCCCACUUUUUUAUACAUAUACGUAUAUGUAUGGUAGCUUAUAAUCCAUACAUGAUGUGCAUUGUAUGAUAUGAAUAAUACAAGUCUUGAAUAUUACAAUCGAUACACGUAUACUGUAUAAUAAAUGCUAGUAGUACAUAUUAAUAAUAUGUCAUUAUUUAUAUACAUAUAUUAAUAUAUCAUAAUAACAUGAA
Molecule: messenger RNA, 2612 nt
Organism: Ruditapes philippinarum (Manila clam)
Lineage: Eukaryota; Metazoa; Mollusca; Bivalvia; Venerida; Veneridae
Exons: 3
Coding region: 1-420 (139 amino acids)
Source: RefSeq, a predicted model, not a curated record